Molecule: messenger RNA, 984 nt
Organism: Dendroctonus ponderosae (mountain pine beetle)
Lineage: Eukaryota; Metazoa; Arthropoda; Insecta; Coleoptera; Curculionidae
Gene: Coa7
Product: cytochrome c oxidase assembly factor 7 homolog
Exons: 3
Coding region: 129-866 (245 amino acids)
Cellular component (GO): mitochondrial intermembrane space
Molecular function (GO): protein binding
Source: RefSeq, a predicted model, not a curated record
CAAGUUCCAAAAGACUGUUAGGUCUACUCGAACGAUAGUUCUGAUGAGUUAACAUCUAGAUGUCAAGAAUUUUAUUUUAACCUAUAAAUUAAUUGUUUUAUAAAGUUUUCAAAUUUUAAAACAAGGAAAUGGCUUAUGAUCUGAAAUCUGAAAGUGAAGUGAAGGACUAUAUUAAAAAUUUGGGAAUUGAAUACAGGUUUGGCUGCUACAGCGAAAAGAACCCCGAAGUUUGUCACCUGCUGGCUGACUUUCUGGACGCAAUUAAAAAAGACUUCGAAAAGGCAGCCAAAGUGUAUAAAACCAACUGCGAUGAGUAUAAGUUUGGAAAAAGUUGCCUAAAAUACGGAGCCUACUGUAUAACGGGAAAAGGGGUGAAGAAAACCGACUACCCAGCAGCGUACAGUUAUUUUGAGAAAGGGUGCAACUUGGACGAACCCUACGCCUGCUUUAAUCAAGGCAUACUAUUGGUUACGAAAAAUGAGUCCUUUGGACUCAAUCAAGACAUCAAAAAAGGAGUAGGUUUGCUGGAGAAGGCCUGCAAUUUCAAAAAUGGAAUGGCGUGCUAUUACUUGUCGGGUUUGUACAUAGCGGGGGCAAAAAAUGGGAAUAAAAUCGGAGAAAAAGACGCGAAAUCUGAAUAUGAUGUACCUAAAAACAUGGAGAAAGCCUUCAAGUUUGCUCUUGAGGGUUGCAACUUGGGAAACAUGUAUAGUUGUGCAAACUUAAGUCAGAUGUACGCCAAAGGGGAUGGGGUGGCUAAAAAUGAGGAACUAGCGAAGAAGUACAAGGCGAUGGCUCUGGACAUGCAACAUGAAGUUACAAAACACUCAGAAACAUUAAAGUUUGGAAUUGGAAUAGACUCGUAACAGUAGCACAGUGGAAAGAAUAAAUUUCAACGAUUAUUGACUAGUUUUUCCGUGCAUGCAAGAUGAAUGUAUAUAAGUUUGUUGUGACUAUUUAUUGUUAUUACAGUUGUUUUAGUAA